This is a messenger RNA of Dendrobium catenatum, 1755 nucleotides long. RefSeq lists its product as uncharacterized. NCBI's taxonomy places the organism in Eukaryota, Viridiplantae, Streptophyta, Magnoliopsida, Asparagales, Orchidaceae. The transcript has 5 exons. Bases 233 to 1423 code for a protein of 396 amino acids. The record is from RefSeq and is a predicted model, not a curated record.
UCCACCAUUUCCGAUCUUUUCAUGACCCGCGCUGCUUCAUAAUCAUCUUCAGUCCCCUCUAGGGUUUCCAUAGUCCGAUUUUCUCUGCUCUAUCUCCAUUUUGGUUCGCACAAUAUCGAUUGUGCUUUCGAGGUAUUAAGCAUAUUCAUUGCAAUUCAUUAUAAAAACUUCUAUCCAUGCUAACUUAGAUCCAUCCCUUCUCUUUCUGAACCCUAGGAAGAGGGAUCUGCAUAUGGGCAAACCAAAGAAAAAGGAGGUUGGAAAUCCUUCUAUAACCUCAGAAGAACCCCUGCCGGUAAAAAAGAACCGCAAAAAGCUAAAAGGUGCAAAAAAAAUUGCGAAAAAGUCUUCGAAGGGAAAAAGCGAAAUAUCUGACAAGUUAACUACCAAGGACAUCAAAACUGUCAAGGAAAUUGCUAUUAAACUAGAUGGGAGUACCCAGGUGAAUGAAAAAGGGGAAGCCAGCACUAAAGGAAAAGAAGCUAGCACCAAUGAAACGAUUGGUGGGUUGAUAUUCAUGUGCAAUGGUAAAACUAAACCUGAUUGCUUCCGUCACAAGGUCUUUGGCCUUCCAGAAAAUAGGAAAGACUUUGUUUUUCGUAUUAAACCUGGCACAAAACUUUUCCUGUAUGAUUUCGAUUUAAAAGUUCUAUAUGGCAUCUUCAAAGCAUCAUCAUUUGGUGGGAUCAAACUUGAGCCUGCAGCUUUCAAUGGUUUCUACCCUGCGCAGGUGCGUUUUGAGGUUGAGCGUGCUUGUGCCCCUUUACCUCUUCACAUCUUCAAGCAUGCCAUCAAGGAUAAUUACACUGGCAUCAGAAAUAAGUUCAAUAUAGAACUAUCCGUUGAGCAAGUAAACGAGCUCACAAAGUUAUUCCCAUCUUUACCCCCGCAACAACCAAUAUUUAACGAGGAUGCUCCUGUGCCCCAACCAAUCCAACCUCUAGCCCCAGUUCCAACUCCAGUCCCAUUAUUAUGGCCCACAAUGGUUCCCUUUGAUGGUCCAGCCCCAUUGCAGAGGGAGUUUGUCCAAGCUCCGGUCGGUGCCGUGCCACUCGAUCCCCGGUCUUUGAAUGAACAUGAAUAUAUAAAUUUCGGCUUAAAUCCAAACCAGUUCUUGGUCUCCCCUGCUACAGCCCCAGAUGUAUACACUCAUCCUUAUAUAGCAGUAGGACCCUAUGAACCCAAAAUAAACUACCAUAAUGAUCCCUUGCGGCCAUUAGUCCCCGUUCAACAAGCUCAUGUCAGAUUACCAUAUGCUCUGCCCAGAAUAGGCACUUUUGAGCCUGGAGCUUCACGGGAUGCCAGAAUCAGCGAAAUGCAUCCCAUUCUUGCACCAAAUGCACUAUCUGGUUAUGUGAACAGGGAUUCUCGAUCAGUCUCUUCACGAUAUUUAUUUGCUGGUCCUUCAAUCUAUUAUAGAUAAGGCCCUGCUUGAGAAAAUUCAAGAAUGAAGGGCGUACUAUGUUGCCUUCUUGGUAUUGAAGUUGUAGGUUGUUUACAAUUUGUUUAAGUUCCAUUUGGAGGUUCUGCUUGGUAUGAUUUUGUGCUGCAACGAAUUAUCACUCAGCAUCUAUGUUAUAAAAUUGGUUUGAAAAUGUUAAUGCGAUUCUCCCGUCUGAGAAGAACAUUUGUCAGUUAGAGCACUUGAAAUUCUAAUCUGUGAUGUAUGGUUUUUGUCUCUCUAUUUGUGUUUGUUUUGAUGUUUUGAACUAAGUGCUGUGAGUUCCCAGUUUUAGCGGAAGUUCCAUUCAUGAA